Molecule: messenger RNA, 2713 nt
Organism: Drosophila hydei
Lineage: Eukaryota; Metazoa; Arthropoda; Insecta; Diptera; Drosophilidae
Product: peptide transporter family 1-like
Exons: 6
Coding region: 198-2498 (766 amino acids)
Biological process (GO): transmembrane transport; oligopeptide transport
Cellular component (GO): membrane
Molecular function (GO): dipeptide transmembrane transporter activity
Source: RefSeq, a predicted model, not a curated record
UCGGACAUCAGUCAGUCAGUCGAAUGCCGUUGGUGGACUAAGACGCGCAUUGAAUGUACGCGUUUCCAUCGUAUUUUGUUUCCACUGCGCGUUCUCACUGUUUAACUACGUUUUUACUGUUGUCGUUUUUUUUGUUGUUGUUAAAUGUUAAUGACUGCCGCAUAACGGAUGUAAAGUGAUAACAACCCUACAGCGAGAUGACGGAUAUUGAAAAUGAUAUCAAGCCCGUGGAGGCAGGCGAGGAGACAUCGGCUGCAGCUGAGUCGAAAGCCGUUCCAGUCGACGCGUCUGCAGCUCCAGCUGCUGAACCGAGCGAAGAGCCAGCUAGCAACGGCAGGGCCCUGGCUGCGGUAGAACCCAAGAAGAAUGGCAUCGAACCAGAGCAGAGCAACUAUGGCAAUGUGGCCGAUGCGGAGGGUCAGCAAAAGAAACUGCCCUAUCCAAAGUCCGUCUUCUUCAUCAUCAGCAACGAGUUCUGCGAACGCUUCAACUAUUAUGGCAUGCGCACUGUUCUGGUGCUCUAUUUGAGUCGACAACUGGGCUACUCGGACGACACGGCGACUGUGGUUUUCCACGUGUUCACAAUGUUCGUCUACUUCCUGUGCAUAUUCGGCGCUAUCAUAUCGGACUCGUGGCUAGGCAAAUUCAAGACUAUUUUGUACUUAUCGAUGGUUUACAUUUGUGGAUCGGUGCUGCUGACUCUGGGCGCCAUUGGACCCCUGAGCCUGCCCGUGGAGACGUUUACCAUAUUGGGCUUAGCGCUGAUAGCGCUUGGAUCGGGUGGCAUAAAGCCGUGUGUCUCGGCCUUCGGCGGGGAUCAGUUCAAGGUGCCGGAGCAACUGAAGCAGAUCACCUCGUUCUUCUCGCUCUUCUACUUCUCGAUCAAUGCGGGCUCGCUCAUCUCGACGACCGUGACGCCCAUACUGCGAGAGGACGUGCACUGCUUCGACGACAUCAACUGCUAUCCUUUGGCCUUCGGAGUGCCCGCCAUCCUAAUGAUCAUCUCGGUGGUAAUCUUUGUGCUGGGUCGUCCGCUCUACAAGAUUAAGCCGCCAGCUGGCAAUAUGGUGGUUUUGGUGAGCAGCACGAUUUGGACAGCGAUCACCACGAAGUGCAAGGAGAAGAAGACGAAUCCCCGCGAGCAUUGGCUCGACUAUGCUGACAAGAAGUACGACCGCAGGAUGAUCGAAGACGUGAAGGUGCUGAUGCGUGUGCUCUUCCUCUAUCUGCCGUUGCCCGUCUUCUGGGCACUGUUCGAUCAGCAGGGAUCGCGCUGGACCUUCCAGGCGACACGCAUGGACGGCGACAUGGGCUCCUGGGAUGUGAAGCCGGAUCAGCUGCAAGUGCUUAACCCGCUGCUCAUUCUCAUCUUCAUACCCCUAUACGACGUUGCCUUCUAUCCGGCCUUGAGCCUGAUCGGCAUACGUCGUCCGCUGCAGAAGCUGACCAUGGGCGGAAUACUAGCUGGCAUUGCGUUUAUCAUCUCUGGCAUUGUCGAGCUCAAUCUAGAGAAAACCUAUCCCGACUUACCCUACAGCCAGAAUGUGCAGCUGCGCAUCUUCAAUCCGGAGAACUGUGCUUACACUUUCUCAACGAACCUUGAAUCACUGCCAUCAAUCGAGCUGGAGAAAUACAGCAUGUAUGUGGAGAAGCACAUCUAUGUGCCCGGCACCUUCAACCUACAAUAUAAAAUCAGCUCAGCAGAUCCCGCGUGCCCCGAAUACAAGGGUGGCGCGCAGGAGCUGACGGAUAACGCAGCCUGGUCGCUCUUCCUCAAUAGGCGCAAUGCGACGGUACCCGGGGCCGACUCGUUCUGGCUGAAGGACUUUGUGAACAAACCCUCGGACAGCUACCCGCUGGUCCGCACGCUCGGCAACGUGCAGCAACAGCGGCGCAUCGUGUGGAAGAGCAGCAAGGAGCAGUACGCAUACAAUGCGAACGAGACGAGUCUGGUGCGAGUCGCCUCCGGCGACUACACCGUCUCCAUUGACAAUCAGCUGGUGGGCCAGUUCCGUAUUCACACAGGCGGCGUGUACACGCUGCUCAUCGAUGAAGUCAAUAGCGACUACGGCUACAAGCUAAUCGAGGUGACGGAGCCCAACUCCAUGAACAUCCUCUGGCUGAUACCACAAUAUGUGGUCAUGACCUUGGGCGAGGUCAUGUUCUCUGUGACUGGGCUGGAGUUCUCUUAUGCCCAGGCACCGCCCAGCAUGAAGUCUGUGCUGCAGGCCUGUUGGCUUCUGACCGUGGCCUUCGGCAACGUCAUCGUCGUGAUCAUCGCGGAGGCAGCGCUCUUCGAGUCGCAGGCCAGCGAGUUCUUCCUCUUCGCCGGUCUCAUGUUCGUCGACAUGCUGAUCUUCAUGUUCAUGGCCUACAACUAUAAGCCCAAUGAUCCCAACAAGAUCGAGGAGGCUGAGCCGUUGACCAGUGGCCAGAGUCACGAUGUGCCAGCCCUCGACUUGGGCAUCGACAACAAGUGCCAGACCAUUGAUGAGUAGAGCCCGCCACGUUUUCCUUGUUGUGUAUUAUAUAAAGCGCUACCCCUAACCCAGCCCCAUCCCAAUUCCCAUUCUACGAUAACUCCCAUAUGAAUAUAUAUUUGUACUUUGUGUCCUUCUACAAUGUAAGUGUAAAGCUCGACGGUUGAGGGGUCGUCGAGCGUUUGUUGAAUAUGACAAGACCUACGUUUUAAAUUAAACUAAUCUAAUUAAAU